Messenger RNA from Eublepharis macularius, 4132 nucleotides. RefSeq names its product ALMS1 centrosome and basal body associated protein (gene ALMS1). NCBI's taxonomy places the organism in Eukaryota, Metazoa, Chordata, Lepidosauria, Squamata, Eublepharidae. The transcript is spliced from 11 exons. Gene Ontology annotation, cellular component: centriole; cytosol; centrosome. The record is from RefSeq and is a predicted model, not a curated record. Gene Ontology annotation, biological process: regulation of centriole replication. Bases 1 to 3792 code for a protein of 1263 amino acids.
AUGAAUGCCUCCCCUGAGGCAGAGCCAGCUGCAGGUGACUCUCCUACAGAAGGGGCCAAGCAAAUUUUUUCUAUAACUUUUGCAUCGCGAAAACGGCCUUCGUCACCGCCUGCCUCCCCUGUGGCCUCUGCUGGCCUUACUGAAGCCACCCCUUGUCAUCUGGCACCUUUGGAAGCCGGCUCAAUCGGCAGUGAACAGCUGGAGCCUAGCAAGCUGCCACUGGAGGCUCCUAACCCCUGCGCUUCUGUAAACACAACAGUCAGGCACCUACAAGAUAAUGCUGGGUUUUCUUCAGGUGGGGACCAUCAACCUGUGUCCCUUGUCAGCAGAGACAGAUCUCCUAAGGGAAAAGGCACUGUGUUGGAGGAAAAUUCCCGAACCCAUUGUAUUGAACCAAAGGUCCAUUCUGUUAUGGAGAAGUGUGCAGAUGCUAUGGCUGCUUCUCAAGACCUUACUGGGCUGAGAGGAAAUGACAGGCUUUUAGGUGGUGAUUAUGAUGAAAGAGUUGACCCAGGAAGAAGGAUGACUGAUGGAUCCCUUUCCGUAAAUCUGCCACAACAAAAACCAGACAGCGAUUACCUCCAAAAUCAACUUGCAGGUUCCUUAGGAAGCUUUGUGCGCAUUUCUAAACCUCUUUCUCCUAAAAGUAAGGAGAGUUCAUGGACGACAGAGAGUACUCUCAACUCGAAUUCAUAUUUGGGAGAUGCUGAUACUGGGAAUAGUGUUCUGUUCCCUUCUUCCUCCCCAGAUCAUGUUUCAACCGUCAUGCCGAUGUCUCCUUCAUCACCAACCAGGAAAGCCCUGUCUGGCGUCCACAUUACUCUCUCGCCAAAACGUAUCAGUUUGGAUUUUCCAAGUCUGGCAGCCACAGAAGAAGAAAUCAGACACAGUAAUGUUAAGACUGGGCCUCCUCCAACAACUACAAGUGCACCCAAUCUCUUGUUAGAAACCACCUCUAACACAAACCCCUCUGAACUCUACCCAAAGACCAAAGAUUCUGCAUACUUCCCAAGAUCAGCUUCAUCUCCGGGGCCUGCCUUUGGGCACCUCCUUAGUUUAGAGGUAGCAAAGGCAGCUCUCCACCGAAGCCAGGAGCUGUUGGAAAGCACACUGAAUUGUUCAACCCCAGAUCAGGAAAACGUGAGAGUUUUGGGCACAGGCAGACAGAAUCGAGACCGGAAUUUCAAGGUCACGGUUUCCUCCCAAACAGAAAGGUUGUCCUCUGAUGCCAUCACUCAGAUAACAACUGAGAGCCCUGAAAAGACGACCUAUUCUGCAGAGAUAUUUGUUAGCAUUGACAAUGGAGAGCAAAGUGCCAUCAGGUCACCUCACUGGAAGAGUCACGAAAUCCCAAGCUCAGCACCCCCUGCUCUGCACCAGGCCCCCGUUUUGAACAGACAGGCUGGUAAGGCGCUCCUGUUGCCAUAUAAACCACCUGGGAGCUCAGAAAUGUACUACGUCCCAUGUCCUAAGGAAACACUCCGAUUGUCACGUGUCCGAUCCGAGACCACUGUGGAGAGCUCCCACUCAGGAUCAAAUGAUGCCAUCCCCCCGGAAUUUCCCGCACAGGUGCUUGGCUCGGGGGAUCAGACUCCACAGGACGCCAUAGCGAUCAAGCACAGAGAGGGUCUCUAUAGUAAAAGGGCUGUGCCCAAGGUUGCCUGGGCAGAAGGAAAAACAGCAGCCCAGGAACGCAUCCAAGAAAAUGCCCAAAUCAGAAAUUCCUUGGAAUCUGUCCAAGGUACCCAUUCGGUCUUCAGGUCGGCUCAGUUCUACCUGCACCAUCCGGUGCCUCUGCAGCAUGAAAUUGACUUCCUCACUGGGAAUGAGGCUGUGGAGCCACCUGCUGAGACUGAGUGCCCAGCGCCACCGUCAAGAGGCCUCUUCCAGUAUAAGGGAACGCCAGGGAGCAGCCAGGCCCCUUUCUCUCUGCAUCAGCCCCCAAAGGAGCAGAGGUUUUCCCCACUGAUUGCUGAACCAGAUUACAGUUGGGUUCAGGAGCAGGCGGUCAAGGAAACUUGUGAGAGAGAUUCUUCAAGAAAGGAAGCCCAAUCAGAUUCAAGGAAAGCUGAGCACCAAGUGGCCAAAGAACUUCCUCUUCCAGGCAGCCAGAUGAGUCACAUAAAAGACCAGCAGGUGGCUGAUCUGUCCCAGAUGCAAAGUGUUCAUUUUACCAGCAGUUUGGAUGAACUCUGGUCUAAAUACUUAGAGCGUCGUCAGCAGCAUCGUAAUGGUGGCAGUAACAAAAAUGAGCUCUCUCUAGUAGAGCGACUCGAUCGAUUGGCCAGACUCCUUCAGAACCCUGUUCGGCACGCUCUGAUGCCCAUGAGGGAGGAGCAGAGCAAUAUCCAAGAUAAAGGAAGGAGAAAAGAGUCAAAGAAGACCAGAUCCAAAGGGAAUACCCAGGGGGACCAAAGUAAUCUGGCAUCCCAAGUGGAAGAGAGCCGGGAUACCAUUGAUACCUCAAGGCUGUCAAAAUCCAGGAGACGUAAAACUGGAGAUACCAAAGCUGCUGCUGCCCAUAGUCGCAUCUUGGAGCAAAGUUGGAACUCGGAGACGCUGAGUGACACCUCUUCAGAGAUGAGGCCUGGCAAAGACUCCAGCGCGUUAACAGACACCAGCAACUCUGAAUCGGAUGCAGUGACCCAAGAAGAAACCACCCCUCAAACGGAGGCAAGUGGCUCUCUUUCCAGCAUCGACACCGCCAGGCUGAUAAGGGCUUUCGGGCACGACAGAGUGUGUGUGUCUCCUAAACUGUCCCAUCUGUACACCACCAUCAGCUUGCAGAAAACUCGCUCCGAAAAGGGAGGCAAGGGGAGCAGGAAAGCCCUGGCAGCAGACCAUCCAAAGACAGCUUGGCCUGAGCACAAAAGAAAGGGGACUCAGGCAACUUACCCCGUCAGUUCCUCGGACUCUGUUUCUACCGCUGGCAGUUUUCAAGGACCAAGCUCUGCUCUCAACAACAAGCGGACCACACGGAUGUUACACAAGGCUGUACAGGCAGGAGACUUUGAGAUAGUGAACAGCGCGACUAAGAAGCACACUCGAGAUGUUGGCUUGACUUUCCCCACGCCAACACCUAGCCAAGUGAAACUGCAGGGAGAUCGCUGGAAUGGAACGGAGGACGAGUUGACUUGGCCCGGAAGCAAGGGCAAACAGAAGAGGCAACCCGGAGGCUUGCUCGCAGAGAAAAGGAUGAUGAGGAACAAGCUGAAGUGGCUGCAAGGAGUUUCCUGGUUUGUUCCUGCCGAGGAUUUAAAAUCAGAUCCCAAGAAAGAAACCCGGCCCGGUUUUGUUCCUGACCCUGGUCCCUCUUGGUUUGAACCCCUGAGCGGCACCAAGCCGUGGCGAGAGCCCCUCCGAGAGAAGAACUGGCCAGAGGAUCUCCGUGACCUCCAGGAGGCCCUUGUCCUGCGCCGUCCUGACUUCAUUUCCCGUUCUGGGGAACGUGUGAAACGACUGAAGCUGAUCAUGGAAGAAAGAAAACUGCAGAGCGUGCUGCAGAGCGAGAGAGAGCAAUUGUUCAAUCCUCCGGGAGAGAGGAGGGCUUAUCAGAAUGGCAGUGGCCUUGUUUCUAACAGAGGCUAUCAAGCUGUCCAGGGAGCCAGGUCAAUUCCCAAGAAUGAAAUGGUUCAGCGAUCCAAACGGAUCUACGAACAGCUGCCUGAGGUGCGAAAAAGACGUGAAGAAGAAAAGAGGAAAUCGGACUACUCAGCAUACCGUUUAAAGGCCCAGCUUUAUAAAGCGAAAAUCACCAACCGCAUUUUGGGAAGAAAAGUGCCCUGGGAAUGAAGUUGGACCCCCCUCCUUCCCCCCGCCUCUGUGUCAAUAAAGUCUGUCACAUGUCGCAGAAUUUUCCGCACAUUCCCUGUGUAAGCAGAAAUCACUGAAUAGAAUACUAAGGCGGGUUUCCAGUAAUUCAAAACACGAUUCAUGAAAUUUCAGCUUGCAUUCAUGCGAUCCUUUUUAGUUAACGUGAUAUGUAUGGGUGUUUCUAUGUAUUUUCAAUCAGUGAUCUUACGAAGGUUUUUUAAAAAUUAAAAAUAGGUUUCUGAAAAAUGAUUUUUGAUCAUUGUGCCUCUCUGGCCCAGAAAAGGUAACUUUUUAAAAAAUAUAUAAAUUAAAUCUAAAC